CCUGUUCCAAUGUGCUGUAAGCCAACAACUCAGAAGUGGUGCUUUGCAAUCAUCACAGGCUACUCCCAAGGCCCCCCCUCACCUUUGGCGGUGCAAGGACUAUUAUCGCCUUUAAUUUGCCCUGAUAUCACGCUGCCGGAACAAAACACUGAAAAGUCCAUCCGAUUUAUCGGAUUAAACCCGUCUACUUCCACUACUCAAACCUAGCAACGCCACCAUGACCCGCUCCUAGGAACAAACUGUAUCCAGUGUUUUCGGUGUGAGCCGCUUUUCACAAAAAUCUGCUACGGGACGAUUCUACGUUUUUGGUCAGAAUGGAGUAGUAUUAUCUUCCGCAAUCGGACAAUUACUUCUCUU
Pichia membranifaciens NRRL Y-2026 is the source of this 357-nucleotide messenger RNA. RefSeq lists its product as hypothetical. Lineage: Eukaryota; Fungi; Ascomycota; Pichiomycetes; Pichiales; Pichiaceae. The transcript has a single exon. The coding region runs from base 10 to 207 and encodes 65 amino acids. The record is from RefSeq and is a predicted model, not a curated record.